This is a messenger RNA of Anopheles moucheti, 780 nucleotides long. RefSeq names its product superoxide dismutase [Cu-Zn]-like. NCBI's taxonomy places the organism in Eukaryota, Metazoa, Arthropoda, Insecta, Diptera, Culicidae. The record is from RefSeq and is a predicted model, not a curated record. Gene Ontology annotation, biological process: removal of superoxide radicals. Bases 101 to 562 code for a protein of 153 amino acids. Gene Ontology annotation, molecular function: superoxide dismutase activity; copper ion binding. The transcript has 2 exons.
CAUUUCACCGAAUUGUUGCGAGCGCUUCUUGCAUUGUGUCUGCUGCUAAUAUUGCUCUUGAUACAUUUAGUGGUGGAUCUGAUACUACCGUGAUUGCAAAAUGCCGCUGAAAGCCGUGUGCGUUCUUAACGGAGAUGUGAAGGGAACGAUCUUCUUCGAACAGAGCGUGGAGUCGGAUCCGGUUAAAGUGACCGGUUCGGUAACUGGUCUGCAGCCUGGAGAUCAUGGAUUCCACAUUCAUGAGUUCGGUGACAACACCAACGGUUGCAUGUCCACAGGCGCUCACUUCAAUCCGCACGGCAAAACACACGGAGCACCGUCCGCUGAAGAGCGUCAUGCUGGUGACAUGGGAAACAUUGUUGCGGAUGGUACUGGUGAAGCAAAGGUAGAUUUGACGGUGACCCAAAUCGCUCUUAGCGGACCUCUGAACGUGGUAGGCCGUUCGUUGGUAGUUCAUGCUGAUCCGGACGAUUUGGGCCUGGGAGGACAUGAAUUGAGUAAAUCCACUGGCAAUGCCGGAGCUCGGCUAGCUUGUGGCGUGAUUGGAUUGUGCAAAAUUUAAGCAAUGCUUCAUCAUUCAAUCAAUAUAUGCCACACUGUCUGCUCGGACGGGUAACAGACAAGACGACAUAAUACGUUCUUGCAUAAUGAUCAACAAAACCACAUGUAUGUAUGCCCCAUCUGCGUGGAAAGUUGAUGUAAAACUAUUAUUAAUUCCAUUACAUGGGGAAAAGGUCUACACAGGUACAUCACUGUCAAUAAAUGAAUGAAAAAUUCAAA